GCUGAGGAGGCGUAGCUAGCCUCGGCUAGUACUUGUUACAGCUCGGAGAUGCCAGAGAAGAAUGAUGUAAUCCAGAAUGUGUCUUCUAGAUGAGUGACCUUGAACUCUGUGGAUGCUGUCGCCAAGGAGCAGAGUAGAUUACACUCUGCAUUAACAGAGAGCAAAGUAAGAACUUCUCCUGACUUCAUCUGGUAUUGCAUAAGCCCGUUUGCUUGGAAACAAGUUAUGCUUUGAGCAUAUAGCAGAGAUGCCUGUUUGGAGGUAUCCACACAGACUGAAACCCGGCAACACCAACUGAAACGUCAAACAGCUGCAUUUGCUGCUUAAAUGACGUGCUCCUGAGUGUCUUUAAAGUCCCACUCCUCCCUCAUCUCUCCAGAACAUUAAACUUGUGCGUGAGCUGGGGUGGAAAGUGAAUUAUGGUGAUGAAAAAUGGUGCUUGAAUGCAGCAUCCUAAUGCAGGGUGUGCCUAAAGGGGGGAGGCUCUCUCAGAAAAGUGUAUCAGCUGACUGAUGGUCUGCUGCCAAUAAUGGAUGCUAAGCUAAAAGAGGACCUAUUUCGGAGAUAUGUGACUGCACUGGAGAGGCGACUCGAGGGGGCUGAGUACACAUGCACUGGAAGCACACAAGAUGGAGACAAAAGUAGACACAAGGACGGCAAAGCCCUGCUUUCCACAGCAACAGCUCUUCUUGGAGCCUACCAGCCAGAUCCUGGACAGCGAUUUCGCAUGCUCCGUUUCUAUGAGGUGGUGGAGAUUUCACUCCGCAGCCAGAGGGGAGGCAACAUCAAGAGCCUUGAGAGAGCCUUCCACACCUUGGAAACCAUUUGCACCAACCUGUUGCUCUUCCCCUGGAAGAAGGAGUUCAGAUGUAUCAAGACCUUCACUGGCCCAUAUGUGUACCAUCUGCAGUCGGCCAUUUCUGAUGCUGAACUCCGAGCUCUGAUGCGCACCAUCGGAUAUGCCUGUGACCACGACUCGCAGUUCUAUUUGCAGGAGCACUCAGGGGGCGCUAAUCAUCUGCGGCAGUUGGCGUUUGAGCUCUUCCUGGCCCAAGCAGAAUGUCGUCUUCUGGGAGAGAUAGUGGCAUUGGCCCGCGGCUCAGCCUCAGAGCUGGAGGCUGUGGAGCUCCGGAGAGGUUGCCGGGAUGAUGCAGCUGGCUGUGCUGAGGCUCUCCGCAGACGUGACAGUCUCGGGGCAGAUAUGUCUCGGCUGUCUGUGCGACCGUUGGAUAUAGAACGGCCUCAUGCCCAUCACCUGAGGCGAGGUAGCCGACCAUCUAAGUCUGUGGAUGUUACAGAUGGGGCUGGUCACUGGCACGCAGCUGUUAACAAGCCUAUUUUGAAGGCCUCAUUGAGUCUAAGGAAGGAGCCUCUGUUUGUGGAUGCAGAGGAGGAUAUGAAGGAUGAGAUCCUCAGGCCGAGCACCUCAGCAUCUUUUUUCUCUGUUGCGGGCCCACCUUCCUAUAGUCCAGUUGCAGACUUUUUCCCAAUUCAAUCACCUCCCCCGUCUGAUCCUUACACAUCGUACCAUCUGUCUUCUUUGGAUGAAAUUGACCUGUACACGGAGAGAGGUGGUGCGGGGAUGGGAGGAAGGCAAACUCCAUCUCGACCUCCAUCCAGAGAGCCUCGAGAUUCAAGGGAUGGGUGGCUGCUCAAAGCUCACGGUAGUGUUAAGUGUCAGGGCUGUGGGCUCGGCUGCUCCUCAAUGGCCUCCUGUCAGAGGUGUGACAUGAUUCUUUGUCCUGCCUGCCAUGAUGUGGACCCUUCCCCUUGUUGUGGUUUCCAGGACUACCACCCCAAAUCCCCACGACCCCUUGAUGGAUACAUCCCUGUCAAGGAAAAGCUCUCUGUCUACUCUAACACCCAUUCUCACUCCCACCUCCAUCCGCACCCCCUAACUCUGACUCACUCACAUUCUCAUCCCCACCCUCACCCUCAGAUGGUAGAGAAACCCCUCAUACCUACCAAAUUGUUUCCAAGCAAGUCGGUUGCCUUGACAACACCAAAGGGAAGCACUAGUGAGCGAAUAAGCAUGGGAGGACCGCGAUGUGGGUUUUGCAACAAGCCAGGUGCAUCACACACCUGUGUGAACUGCUCUAAAGUGUCAUGUGACUCAUGCAUGGGCUUGUAUGCAAAAGAUGUAUGUACCCGAAAGAAUCCUCAGCACAGCUUUGUGCCCAACCAUCAGCUAAACUUUAAAUCUGGCACCAUAACACACCUGGUGUAUCGAUGAAUCAGGCAGACAGAAUACCCACCCCCCCUCCUCUGAGCCUGCAGUGUGGUCUUGUAAUAUUGCUUUAGCUUUCUUUACACUGAAGCUGUUCAGCCGCAAACCUCUCUUUCAUCCCCUGGUGUUUUCUCUAACUCUCUUGUGCAUCAUGUACACCACAGAGAGCUAUAUCUGCCCAUCUUUCUGCCUUGUACAACCCCUUCAUUUUUUUUCCUCCUGUCAUUUUACCUUGCUACCUGCUUUUCAGUAGUCAUGUGAUGUUGUAGCACUUCCCAGUGUCUUAAGAUUUUUACCCUCUUCAAAUGGAAACGGGAUAAAAAUUUUCAUUUAAUCUCAUGUUGAAUGAUAUUUGUCCAGAUAGACUUUGCCUAAAUGCUCAGUUAAAGAUUCCUCUAAAAUGCAUAUGAGUGUGUGAGCGUGCGUGUGUGUGCGUUUGCGUGUGUGUAGUAAAGACCUCUGAGCUUGCAUUGUGAUAAGGAGGAUCUUUAAAACUUGGAAAUAAAUGUAGGAAAAAAAAAACACUGGAAGUCAAAUAAGACAAUAGUAUAUAUUUUUAAUUUAUUCUCUAGAACAAUGUGAGACUGUUAAAGGGCACGAGGUCUGGCGUUGGGAUUAUUUGGGUAUACAUAUGUUUUUGGGCGUGGGGUAUAUCACAAAGGAACAUAUGGAGACACAGGUAAGAUGCCAUAUGUUCUAUUUACAACAUUUUGCCUUGUAAAUGAAGUUGGAAUUGUUUCUGGCUGAGGCUUAAAUGCUGCUGUUGACUUGAUAUUGAGGACGCGAGGCGUUGGUUUCAUUUUGUGUUCGAGCCUCCCUCUUCAUUACACUCCUUAAGCCUUCAUGGUUCAUGAUGUGGCAGUGCCUCGCCAGAUGAGUGGCUGUUGAGUCAGUCCCUGGUGCGAUCACAGGAAAUCUGAUGCGGGGCCACAAAUCAAGACUCCAUAAAACGUGAGCUUAUUGUUUGGUUUUGGACAAAAGUGGAAAAGUUCAUUUUCAAACCUGGUUUUUGUCUACCUCAAAUGUCAUCAGCUUACACACGCAGUUUGAUAUGGUGGUUGCAAAUCAGUCCACAGAAUGGGGGAAAAAUAAAUGAAUAAAAAAUAAGUAUUUUCAGUGAUUUGUGUGUUUGCCUAGUAGACACUUUCCCCUCUUACAAAGAACUUAACCAGUCACUUCUUUUCUUGGAUGAUCCAUCCACCCUCGCAGUUAGGAUGAUCCUUAAUUGGUUACAGUUAGCAGACAAAAAAACUGAACACAUGGUUUUGAGGCUUAGAGUGUUUCUUACAGGAUGUGUGGUUAUCUUAACUUUUCAGGUUUACAGAGGAAGGUUGUAUUGUCCCAUAGGCUUGCGUCCCUUUUGUCCUAUCGGCAAAAUACAGAAAAAGCAGUUGCAAAAGAAGUUGCAGCUGAGCGUGCCACUUAGCAUACCUAGCUCUUUUCUAGUCAUAUUUUAACCGCAGUUUUUAUGACACGGCUGUUUUAACAGGGGUUUCACCUGCAUGCAGAGUAUCUUUAUGGCCAGUUAAAAAAAUAUCUCUCCAGGGACGUUUUUAAGAGUCUAAAAGCCGCAAAAUCUCACAUUCGACAGAUAAUUAAUGGAGGGACUAUAGAAUAAAUGACAGUGUUCGUUAGUAUGCUUGACAAUGCCAUCCGUUAUGUCUAAGUAAAUACUCUGCUUACAUUAAUAACCGAUUCCCAUACUUUUAUUGGGUACCUUUAGCGUUUCAACUGUCAUUCUUUAUGUAAGAGGUUUUAUAUUGCCAUUGAGAGUCACCAAGGGCUAAUUUUAAAUCGCAUUUCAUGUUUUCGAAAAGCGUGAGUCUGGUUUAUUUUGACGGACAACUUUGGCUACGGCAGCCUUUAUGUUCUGUCAGGAAUAACCUCUGAAUGCCUUAAGCUUUUUCCUCUCUCUUACUGCAGAGUAUUUGUUUUUGGUGUUGUCAUUUUCUCUGUUUUGUGUCCUACCAGCCUUUAGGUUCAACAUUAACAUGUGCUUGCCAGGCUAAAUUGUCUAUAGUGAUAGUAAAGUGAUGUAUUGAAAUUCAGUGAACUACCGUUGCAAAUAAUUAGGAAUGAGGUUUAUAAUGGAGCACAUCAACAGUGUAUCUUCACAGAACAAUGCAGCAGUUUACAUUUUGUACACCGAAAUAAAGGUAAAUAUCUAAAAGAUUUUCUGGUUAUCUUAGAUGUAUCAGCCAAAGUAAUAGAUGAUUAAUGAAGGGAUAUCCAGUGUUCUAUUUAUUCUUCUUCCUUUCCCUUACACCUUAAAUCCUGAAAAGGUUUUAUGUCUUAAUCGCAUAAAAACUUAGAAAAGGGACAUUUUAAUACAAAUUUGAUGCAGUUUCAAGGUUCUUUGAUAUUCUUUGAAUCUGUUUUAGUUCAUUUGGGUGUGAAAAAGACCUAAAUGACUUUGGGGGAAUUGUGCAAUUUCUUUCCACUUAAUAAAGCCUUUUACAUAUUUUUAUUUAUAUAUCGUAGCUGUGUUUAAGUUGCUUAGUUUGGAAAUCAUACCAGCAACAAAGAUGACUUGCAGACAUAUUGAGCCAUGUUGCAAGAGUGAUCAUAUUGCCAAAUGAAGAACAACUAUCUCUCUGGAGUUGAAAGCAAAAUCCUGUGGCUUGCCUGGAUGUACAGUUGAUGUAACAUAAAUCUGUGAUUUUGCUAAAGUUUAGCCUCGUGUCUGUAGAUGUUGGCCUUUUUAAGAAGCCUAGAAAGAAAUCAUCAACUUAGAUACCUACUCACUCACCAUGGGACGUGGCUUUGACUUAGAACGGAGGGCUGAUAACUCGUGAAGAUCAUUACAAAGGGCUAAACAGUCUUGAGGGCUGCUGUUAAGUUUGUUGGCACUGUCAAAGUGAAAUGUCAGAUGUAGAGAUCAAAUCAUAUUAAACAGCGGUUCUGAAUUACCAAUAGCACAGCAAAAGUCAUGGAAUGCAUUGAGACAUUAAGACAUGAUUGGUUUAACUCACACUAGUAACACUCAAGUCAUAGUGGAAGUUAAUGCUCCCUUUACCUCUGCGUGGUUUCCCUAAUGAUAUUAAUGAUGGUGUAGUUAGGCGUCCUCUCUACCAUUCCCUGUUUCUGUAACCUUUCUCUUGGCAUGCUCUGUACAAGGCCCAUACCCAUAUCUCCCAGCCCCCACCUACCUUUGCACUGAGGAUCAUCGCACAAUGUGUAUGUGAAGGGUGUAGAUCGUAUGAUCAAUGUGUGGGCAUAAAAUGGGGGUGUAAAGGGAAAAAUAGCCAAAACUGUUGGUGAAUAAAAUAUGUAUGUGUACAUAUAUAAUAUUGAAGAGAAAUUAAAUUAAACUAAUGUAAAUGAGAUUUUAUAAAAUAAUUUCAAGAAUAAAAUUCUGGA
Molecule: messenger RNA, 5587 nt
Organism: Menidia menidia (Atlantic silverside)
Lineage: Eukaryota; Metazoa; Chordata; Actinopteri; Atheriniformes; Atherinopsidae
Source: the annotation of a GenBank genome assembly